GACAAAAUCACAACAGACAAAACGAUCAAAAAACAUCCUAACCUUUAUCCCACACAAAUCCUUAAGCUCCUCAACAUCCCUCUCCCUCAAUCUCAAACUCAUCUUCUGCAACAAUGAUCUUGCAAACCCAAUCUCUGUCUUCCCACAUUUUCCCUUCCAAUUUCCAUCCUACCUAUAAACCAAUAUCCUUGAAACCCCUUAAUUUUCUCCCAAUUCAACCAAACCCAUCUCACAAAUUCCCCUUAAAAUGCUCCGUUUCAGUAGCUUCAGACCCAUCAACAACAACCCAGGUAAAACCUUUCCCCGCUGAAGUUUCUAGAACUAUAAUGGAGUUAUCUUCAUCUGGGACUCUUUCUACUUUGACCCAUGAUGGUUGGCCUCUCGGAAUUGGAGUUCGUUUUACUGUUGAUGCUGAUGGUACUCCUAUUGUUUGUUUGAAUCUCUCUAAUAGACACUUUUCCAUUGAUAAAAGGUCUACUCUUCAUGUUCAGCUAGAACAAUGUAAAGUGAGAACUCCUCAGUGUACCAUACAAGGUAGCCUAGAUAAACCGGAGGAUAAAACGGUUCUGAAGAAGCUUCAUUCAGUGUGGAAGAAAAGGUUCGGGGAAGAAAUAAAUGAAGACCUCUUGUAUGUCGUUUCUGUGGAUCGCGUCCUGCAGCUUGAAGAUUUUCAGGAGGAUGGUGUAUGGGUGACAUCUUCAGAUUAUAAAAAUUCAUACCCAGAUCCUCUAAGAGAUAUUGCUGAAAAGGUUGUGAACGAGAUCAAUGCAAACAACAUGGAGGAUGUACUCCGCUUUUGCAACAUUUACGCUGAUUUGCAAUUUCAGGUAUCUGAGGCGAAGAUGGUGUGGGUUGAUCGAUUAGGUUUUGACAUGCGUCUCUAUUCACCUCCUAAUGGUUUAUUUGAAAUUCGGAUCCCAUUUCCUAGAGAAGUGACAAACGAGAAAGGUGUGAAAUCAACGUUCAAUGGCAUGUCGCAAAUCGCGUGGGAAGUGGAAAAGAACUACUAUUCCUUAGACUUCAAUAGAGUUAAGCAAUUCAAGAAGCUUGGUGUUACGAGAUUAUAGAUUAUAAUGAAAUCGUAUCGUUAUUGCUAAUAGUGACCUUUGUAUUCCUUUUCCCAGCUAUACGAGGCUUUAACCCGGCAAUUUUUUGAGGUGGAAUCUUAACCAUCUCCUGUAUUUGUCUAAUAUGUGGUUCUCUAUGUUAGUCGGAGAGAUUGUGAGCAGUUGUGAGAGUGAAAAAGACAUUUGUAGUUGAUUUUCUAUGGAAAUGGUAGCUAUGGAUUGUUGAAGUAUCAUCC
Molecule: messenger RNA, 1303 nt
Organism: Amaranthus tricolor (Joseph's coat)
Lineage: Eukaryota; Viridiplantae; Streptophyta; Magnoliopsida; Caryophyllales; Amaranthaceae
Product: glutamyl-tRNA reductase-binding protein, chloroplastic
Exons: 5
Coding region: 114-1067 (317 amino acids)
Cellular component (GO): chloroplast
Source: RefSeq, a predicted model, not a curated record